Molecule: messenger RNA, 1799 nt
Organism: Gasterosteus aculeatus aculeatus (three-spined stickleback)
Lineage: Eukaryota; Metazoa; Chordata; Actinopteri; Perciformes; Gasterosteidae
Biological process (GO): regulation of cell differentiation
Cellular component (GO): membrane
Source: RefSeq, a predicted model, not a curated record
GCCGUUGAACUGUGGCCCCUUUGGAACAUCCCCUCUGAACGGGGAUUAAGGCUGAGCAUUAAAACUCCCAUUGAGCAUCGUGUGCUUUUCCCCCCCCCGUCCAACAUUUCUCUGUGAGCCGCGGACGCGUCGACCGCUGACAUGAGCGUCUCUGGGAUCCACCGCGGCGUGCUCAGGAUGUACGGUGGAUUUAUUUUCAAACAGUGGAAAAAGAGGUUUCUCCUCCUGACGGCCGAGGGAAGCCUCCUCGUGUGUCACGAUGCCGCGUCGCCCCCUGACCAGCUGGUGCUGUUGCAGAACAGUUGUGAGGCAAUUGUGGAAGGCAAGGAGAUCCUGGACCUGCCCAGGUUACCUGCUGGCGGAUGCAGGGAAUGCUGCUUCGCCCUGAUCCUUCCCCAGAGUAAAUACCUACUGCUGCUGGCUGAAACCGCUGCAGACUGCAGUCAAUGGCUGAAUAUACUGAAAAAAGUGAAAAAGAGCCUCUCGUCACCUAUCAGUCCAUGUAAACGACAUCGGCUGCUACCCCCACACAUUAAACUCCAAGAUCUGGUGCCUGAGCAAAUCCUGGACAAGGACCCACCGACUCCACCGCUCUGCAACGCAGAAGCAGACUCCCCGGGGCCGACGGCUUGUGCUUCCCUCAGGGAGAAAGGCCGGAAUUCUCCCCUCACGAAGCAAUACAAAGGUGGUGCACACCCAGCAGGGUGUCUGCGCCACGGCACCAUCGGUAAUGCCGACGCAGUGAAGGCGGUUUAUCUGCUGAUGGGCGGUGCCGCUGCCUCCUCUGCUCUGGGUUACCUGGGCGCAUGCUCGCUCCCUAAUCUGGAAGCCAAAGCUCCUGACCUGCCACUCAACACGGAUUUCCCUGGCAUGGGAGCAACAGGAGUGUACAACGGCGCAGGGCCCGCACUCGACUCCGCUCACUGUAACAGCUUUGACUUUGAAGUGGCAGACUCUGAUUUUGAUGGUUUUGAUUGUGGUGGAUUUAGUUUCUGAUGAUGUACUGGAGACGCAAUGGAUGCAGGUAGUUUUAAUAAUGGUGUAAAAGUAUGUGAAGCGUCAUCAUGAUUAGUCAGAAUGAGUAACCAUAGGACGGCCUCCAAUUCAAUAUGUUUUUUCAGGACAAAGAUGCUAUGAAAUGAAAUUUUCUGCAGAAAUAACUGUGUUUACAACCUGUGUUGGUUUCUGUAGCUAGUUUCCCCAUCAACAACAACUGUAUAUAUUUCCUUUUACAUAUCCAACCCAUUUAGAUUUUAUUUAAAAAACUUGUUUUGUUGGUUCCUUCUCAGGUUGCUCUCUGCUUACUGUCUCCAGAAUGUUAUUGUUGACGUCGAAGACUAUGUCCAUAUAUUUAAAAAGUCCGUGCAUCAACUUCCCUCCCCGGGAUAACUGAGAACCCAAACCGUGAUCAACAAUCUAAAGCCCUAUUUGCACGUCACCAGUAAUUCCUGGUGACCUCUACGAUUUGUAAGAUUACAGAGGUUGUCUGUAAUCUUGCUCCUGUGCAAAUCUGUCAUGUAAAAGUAAAAAUUACACUGCAAUUAUCUUAAAUUGUCCAAUGAAGUCCAAUCAUGUAAUUUCAAGAAUGCUAAAUAUAAAAUGUUUAGUUUCAGUUAAAAUCUGUUUCUGUACAAAUUGACGUCCAAAGGCAUCAUCCACUUUUUUGUCCUUACGUGUUCCAUUCAAAUAUCUAGUUGUUGCUGUGGUUUCUAUCUAAAUUAGGUUGAAAACGGAUUCACAUGUAUGUCCAUUGAGCUCAUUUCACUUACAUAAAUAAAAUCGAUGUUUGGAAAUUGUCA